UCGAGAGAAAAAAGGACACAGUGAACGUUCCAUCUUCUUCUUCUUCUUCUUCUUCUUCUUCUUCCGUCCUUCCUUCCUUUGUUGCUAUAUACUUGCGAAGAGAACGAGAAAAGUCUCGCCUUUGUCCGUGUUGGAGGCUGAAACGAUGUUGGAGAUCACGGGCGCCAGCGAGGUGGGGUCGAAGGAGGGAAAGCUCGAGGAGGUCGAGCUCGAUUUGGAUUUGUCGAUCGGGGGUUCGUACGGGAAAUCCGAGAAGGCGAGGGAGUCCGCGAAAGGCCUCGCCUUGGAGAGCGCGUUGGGGUCGGACGGCGCGUUCCCCGGCGGGGCGGAUAAUGGGGGAGCUCGGAAAGAUCGGCCCGUCUCUCCGGAGCUGACGGGGUCGGAUCUUGAGACGGGGGGGUCGGAGUCGGACCCGGAGAGGAAGCGGGCAAUGCAGGCCAUGAGGAGGUUCGAGGCGAAGAGGAAGAGAGAGGAGAAGCGGCGGAGGAAGGGCGGCGCGGACGGCGCUGGGAGGUCCGACCUGGCCGGAGAGCCCGCCCGGAAAAAGGCGAAGGAGGAGGGGGCGGAUGGGAAGCACGGUGGCGAGGGGUCGGCGGCGGCGGCGACUGCUCAUCCCGUGUGCCCGCCGUACCUGGUGGUGCCGGUGCAGUUCCCGUACGGUCCUUUCGUGAACGGGUACGGGAUCCCUUACUGGGUCCCGGGUCCGGGCAAGAGCGAUGGGGUUUUGGGGUUGGGGCAGAAUGUCUCGGAGCAGAGCAGCAGCGGGAAGAAAACGUCGUCCUCGAAUGGGUCGCAAUUGUGCAGCUCUUCUGGAGUCUCCGAUUGCCAGGGCUCUUCUCCGCGCCAAGGUGGCACUAGCUAUGAUGCCAAAAACCGUUCCACUGCGAGCAGCAGAAAGAGACGAUUGCCUGAGCGGAAUUCUUCCCACCAUACAUCAGAAUCUGCUGAACUCACGGACGAGGCAAAGAACCUUUCUGAUGAGAAAGCCGAUUCCACAAGUCCUACCAGGUCAACAGACCUGACUAAGCCAAAUGAAGACGCCGGUUUUAUAACCCAAGGCCCACCUCAAAAUCCCGAUAGGGAGUGUGCCAACCCAAGGUCUGCUUCGCCCAACGGAGGCGCCGGAAAGCCUCCGAGGCCUUCACCUCCUCUCAUUCGGAUGCCGCGUGUUUCAACAACAGGAAACGGCCCGAAUGGCAAGACAGUCAACGGAUUCCUGCAUAAGUACUCGAAGGCAGAGGUCAGCAUUGUUUGCACCUGCCAUGGAUUCACUUUCUCGCCGGCUGAGUUUGUGGAGCAUGCUGGGGGCACAAACGUGUUGCAUCCUCUCAGACACAUCACGAUGGUACCUUAGGUACUCUUUUUACGGACACAUCGGGGUAACAUAACGUUUAUGUUCAAAUUGUGGGGGCUUUUUUGCGCACUUUUACAUGUCCCUCUUCCUAGAAGCUGUAUAGAUAGAUAGGCGAUGGCGGGCAAGGGUGGAAUAUCGAUGUAGAGCUGAGAUCGCAAGAAUGUGAGGAUAUUGGUUUUGUAAUUGUUUCUCCUUUUCUUUGAUUCGAUUCGAGGAGCAUUUAUAUGGAUGAAGUUGUGAAUAGCUUUUUGCUUGCUUCGAAAGAAAUGAAAAAGAAUGUUCCUCAGAA
Eucalyptus grandis is the source of this 1643-nucleotide messenger RNA. Its product is annotated as ninja-family protein Os07g0602900. Gene Ontology annotation, biological process: signal transduction; negative regulation of DNA-templated transcription. The transcript is spliced from 2 exons. The coding region runs from base 146 to 1354 and encodes 402 amino acids. The record is from RefSeq and is a predicted model, not a curated record. Gene Ontology annotation, cellular component: nucleus. Lineage: Eukaryota; Viridiplantae; Streptophyta; Magnoliopsida; Myrtales; Myrtaceae.